Glycine soja is the source of this 3213-nucleotide messenger RNA. RefSeq names its product receptor-like protein 34. Lineage: Eukaryota; Viridiplantae; Streptophyta; Magnoliopsida; Fabales; Fabaceae. The transcript has a single exon. The record is from RefSeq and is a predicted model, not a curated record. Bases 70 to 906 code for a protein of 278 amino acids. Gene Ontology annotation, molecular function: protein binding.
AAAAGGUAAAAAAAUAAUGAAAGUGAAGAAAAAAACAGGCAGGGCAGCAGUAUAAAUAAUAGAAGUUUGAUGAUUUAUAUGCAGAACCAACAACUACACUUGUUUUCUAUAUAUUCUUGUGUGAUCAUGAAUUCCUCCAUUUAUAUUCUUGUCUUUGUCCAGCUUUGGUUGUUGAGCUUACCAUGCAGAGAGAGUGUGUGCAUCCCAAGUGAGCGUGAGACACUUUUGAAGUUUAAGAAUAAUCUCAAUGAUCCUUCAAAUAGGCUUUGGUCUUGGAAUCAUAAUCAUACCAACUGUUGCCACUGGUAUGGAGUCCUCUGCCACAACCUCACUUCCCAUCUUCUUCAGCUUCACCUCAACUCUUCAGAUUCUUUUUUCAAUGAUGAUUGGGAAGCUUAUAGGAGAUGGAGCUUUGGUGGAGAGAUAAGUCCUUGUUUGGCUGAUUUAAAGCAUUUGAAUUACUUGGACUUGAGCGCCAAUAAAUUCCUUGGAGAAGGUAUGUCAAUUCCUUCUUUCCUUGGGACAAUGACCUCCUUGACUCACCUCGACCUCUCUAUUACUGGAUUCCGUGGGAAGAUUCCUCCUCAGAUUGGGAAUCUCUCAAAUUUGGUGUAUCUUGACAUGAGAUAUGUUGCCAACGGAACAGUACCCUCUCAGAUUGGGAAUCUCUCCAAUUUGCUCUAUCUUGGCCUUGGAGGUGAUUCUGAUGUCGAACCUCUGUUAGCUGAAAAUGUAGAAUGGGUAUCAAGUAUGUGGAAGCUUGAAUAUCUUCAUUUGAGUUAUGCAAACCUAUCCAAAGCAUUUCAUUGGAUACACACUCUCCAAUCUCUUCCUUCUUUGACCCACCUAUAUUUGUCAGGAUGCUUACUCCCUCACUAUAAUGAACCAUCCUUGCUCAACUUCUAAUCUCUGCAAACUCUCCAUCUUUUCGAUACUCAUUAUUCCCCUGCCAUUUCUUUUGUCCCCAAGUGGAUAUUCAAAUUGGAGAAACUUGUUUCUCUUGAAUUAUCUGGUAAUUAUGAAAUCCAAGGUCCGAUUCCUGGCGGUAUUCGAAACCUCUCACUUCUUCAAAAUCUUGACUUGUCUGGAAAUUCAUUCUCAUCUUCUAUACCUGAUUGCUUAUACGGUCUUCAUCGUCUCAAGCUCCUCAACCUAGGGGACAACAACUUGCAUGGGACUAUUUCUGAUGCCCUGGGAAAUUUGACUUCUCUCGUUGAACUUGAUUUGUCAUAUAAUCAACUUGAAGGAACAAUUCCGACUUUUUUGGGUAAUCUCCGCAACUCAAGGGAGAUAGAUUUAAAAUAUCUCUAUCUCUCUAUUAAUAAAUUCAGUCGAAAUCCAUUUGAAAGUCUUGGAUCACUCUCUAAAUUGUCAGUUCUUCAUAUUGAUGGCAAUAAUUUUCAAGGAGUUGUCAACGAAGAUGAUCUUGCAAAUCUUACAAGCUUGAAGGAGUUUGAUGCAUCAGGGAACAAUUUCACUUUAAAAGUGGGUCCUAAUUGGAUUCCUAAUUUCCAGCUUACCUAUUUGGAUGUGACAUCAUGGCAUAUAGGUCCCAACUUUCCAUCGUGGAUUCAGUCACAAAACAAACUUCGAUAUGUUGGACUGUCUAACACGGGGAUUUUAGAUUCUAUUCCCACUUGGUUCUGGGAAGCACAUUCUCAGGUUUUGUAUUUAAACCUCUCUCAUAAUCAUAUCCAUGGUGAGCUGGUGACUACAAUAAAAAAUCCAAUAUCUAUCCAAACUGUUGAUCUAAGCACAAAUCACUUAUGUGGUAAAUUACCCUAUCUUUCAAGUGAUGUGUAUGGGUUAGACCUUUCAACCAAUUCAUUCUCUGAAUCCAUGCAAGAUUUUUUAUGUAACAAUCAGGACAAGCCAAUGCAAUUAGAAUUUCUCAAUCUUGCAUCAAAUAAUCUGUCAGGAGAAAUACCUGAUUGUUGGAUUAAUUGGCCAUUUCUAGUGGAAGUGAAUUUACAAAGCAACCAUUUUGUCGGGAACUUCCCCCCAUCCAUGGGUUCCUUGGCUGAGCUGCAGUCAUUACAAAUUCGUAACAACUUGCUCUCGGGAAUAUUUCCUACCAGUUUGAAGAAGACUGGCCAAUUGAUAUCCUUGGAUCUUGGAGAAAAUAAUCUUUCAGGAUGUAUUCCAACAUGGGUUGGAGAAAAGCUCUCAAAUAUGAAAAUCCUCCGCCUUCGAUCAAACAGUUUUUCCGGUCACAUUCCAAAUGAAAUAUGUCAGAUGAGUCUUCUUCAGGUUUUAGACCUUGCAAAAAAUAAUUUGUCUGGCAAUAUACCCAGCUGUUUCCGUAACUUGAGUGCCAUGACACUAGUGAACCGGAGUACAUAUCCCCAAAUCUAUUCUUAUGCACCAAAUCAUACAGAAUACUCUUCGGUAUCAGGUAUAGUUAGUGUGCUACUUUGGCUAAAAGGAAGAGGAGAUGAGUAUCGAAACAUUCUGGGUUUGGUAACAAGUAUUGAUCUGUCAAGUAACAAAUUAUUAGGAGAAAUUCCUAGAGAAAUCACAGAUCUAAAUGGAUUGAACUUUUUGAACUUGUCCCACAACCAAUUGAUUGGUCCUAUUCCAGAAGGUAUUGGUAAUAUGGGAUCGUUACAAACCAUUGAUUUUUCGAGGAAUCAAAUUUCUGGUGAAAUUCCUCCAACCAUUUCUAAUUUGAGCUUUUUGAGCAUGCUAGACGUGUCUUAUAAUCAUUUGAAGGGAAAAAUUCCAACAGGAACUCAAUUGCAAACCUUUGAUGCCUCCAGAUUUAUUGGCAACAAUCUAUGUGGUCCACCACUGCCCAUAAACUGCAGCUCCAAUGGGAAAACUCAUAGUUAUGAAGGAAGUCAUGGGCAUGGAGUGAAUUGGUUUUUUGUUAGUGCGACAAUUGGAUUUGUUUUGGGACUUUGGAUAGUGAUUGCUCCUUUGCUGAUUUGUAGAUCAUGGCGGCAUGCCUAUUUUCAUUUCCUUGAUCAUGUGUGGUUCAAACUUCAAUCUUUUUACUCGUAUAGUAUCACUGUUUAGUGUUGCUUACAACCAAUGUUGUAUCAUUGUAUUGCCAGGUUGUUCAAUUUGCAUUGUAGUUAUUGCUAUCUUCUUUCUUUCUUUUUUUUUUAAAAAAAAAUUUGAGAGUCUUAUUUAAAUUCUGUUUUGGGAUGUACAUAUUUGCAUAUUGAGCAUAUUUGUAGUUAAGAUCAACUAGUUGUUCAAUUCUGUGUA